UUGUUUCUACAUUUAUUCAAUUGAGACUCCUAUACUCACCUCUCAAUGAAAAAUGAAAGUGAUUGGAGAACUGUGAAGUAAAACUAAAGGUAAUACUACAAAUACUUACCUGCAUAUCUUACUCAACUGUAGAUUUUCCAUUCAUUUCUACUAUCACUAUAAUUGUACCUCAGUGUCACAUUUGGCGUCCAACGAACAGGAUAGAUCCAAAGCAAGUUUUAAACUUAGUUAGAUCAAGAUGUAUCAAAGGGAAGUACCCAUGAGGGAUGGCUCCAUUAUGCACACUUCCUCACCAAUUACAAUGCCAUACUAUUUUGGUGCACCAUGGCUUCUUACUUUUUCAGGAGGUAUGUGUACUGCAGAGUCAACUGAAUUCAAAGAAUUUAUGACAAAAAUUCAGGCAAUGUUUAGGCUAUACCCACUAAGUGAACAACAAAAAGUGGAAAUAUUAAUUGGACAACUGAAGUGGACUGCUCAGCGGGAAGCAAACUCUUGGCCACAGAGAAGAGAACAGCAACAGACAUAUUGGAAAGAUUAUCGAAAAUCUUUGAGUCCCGAACAUUAUCGGAUUUGAUGUUGCAUUUUUAUGCAAGAAAGCAGCAACCUGAUGAAACUCUGCGAGAGUUUGCUCUUGGUUUACAAGAAGCAUUGCAAGACAUUAAGGCCUGCAAACCAGGGGAAAUAAUUCAAGAAGAUGAAACACUUGUUAGUCAGUUUGUCGAGGGGGUCUAUGGAGAACAGAUGAAAGCUCAUCUUAAAAUGAUACGGCUGCAAAAACCAACCAGCAGUUUCUUAGAUUUUAAAGAAACAGCAAUCAAGAUUUUGGGAACCAGUUCCAGGCAAAUGCAGACUACCGCAUAUUUGGAAUCAGCAAAUCAACAUAUUCAGUCAUUGAGUAUAGCAGAUUUGUUAGUUGCUUUAAAAGUACAAAUUGCAGAACUUAUUCAGGGCAUGACAGAUAUGUAUAAAGAAAUAAAGAGCUUGAAAGAAAGACCAAGAAGAGAAGAGAAAGACUGGCAAUCUGGAACAAGGCCCUGUUAUGACAAACAAUGGGGAGCGACAGGAAAUUAUAGACAAUUUAAGGAUAAUUUCGUCGAACAGAAUCGGCCAAUUUGUAGACUUUGCCAGGAGAGUGGUCAUGUUGCACACUGCCAACAAGAAAAUGUACUUAGAAGUACUGAGGCCAAGGAACAACCCUCACGAAGAAUGGAGAGAAUAGGUUCACUCUUGGAGGAAGAACUACCUGGAGAUGGGGGUCUCAACCCAGUAGUGCAGAACCAAAUAAAAGCUGUCGGCAUGCCACCUGCAGAUGAUGUUACGCCAGCCAGUGCUGGGAAAGUUUUGGGCAAAGUCAUAUGGUUCCAUGUAAGACGUGGUUAUGGCUUUAUUAAUCAAGAUGACACGAAGAGAGAUAUCUUUGUACACUACACAGGCAUCCAGAAGAACAACCCAAGAAAAUAUCUUCAAAGUCUGGAAGUUGGAGAGACUGUAGAAUUUUAUGUGGUCAAAGGAAAGAAAGGUCUACACGCAGCAAAUGUAACUGGUCCUAGUGGUAUUCCAGUGCAAGGCAGCAAAUAUGCAGCAGAUCGCAAUCAGUAUCAGCACUAUCCAUAUCACAGGGGUUCUCCAAAUAACUACCAGCCAAACUAUCGAUAUAAUAAAGGUGGAGAGGAGUCAGACAAAGUUGAAAGUAUGGCUAAAAGUGCUAAUCCCCAGUCACAUUACUGGAGACAUCGCUACCCACCAAACUACCCAAGGAAACCAUAUGGAAACAGACAAUAUCACGAUGUCCCAAAGCAGAGUGAGUUUUUGUGGAGAACAGUUGUACAAGAUACACAGAAACAGAGUGGGUUGGUGCAUCAGAGCUUUCAUGAAGUAGUCAGACCACAGUCUAUUGCAGAGCCAUUAUGUCAGAGUAAGACAAUAAAGGAGGACACUUAUUCCAGUAUAGCCCACCACAACCAAGCAAAUAUGCAGGCAUAUUGUAAGGAAAAUACUGAAAGCAUUACCAACUUAUCCAUAGCAGAGAGGUUGGGGUCCUCUGUACAGAAUUGCCUGGAUUUUGUCAUGCAAAGGCUGGAUUCUUCUCUUCCUGAGCAAUCAUAUAGUUUAGUGAAAGAGCCCUCAAUUUCUGUUCCUUCAGAGUAUACAUUCACAGACAAUGAAUAUAUUGAGAAGAAUCCAAGUGAGAUAGCAUUCAUUAUGUAG
Molecule: messenger RNA, 2208 nt
Organism: Pseudophryne corroboree (corroboree frog)
Lineage: Eukaryota; Metazoa; Chordata; Amphibia; Anura; Myobatrachidae
Exons: 1
Coding region: 574-2208 (544 amino acids)
Biological process (GO): regulation of gene expression
Cellular component (GO): nucleus
Molecular function (GO): nucleic acid binding
Source: RefSeq, a predicted model, not a curated record